This is a messenger RNA of Pelodiscus sinensis (Chinese soft-shelled turtle), 1027 nucleotides long. Lineage: Eukaryota; Metazoa; Chordata; Testudines; Trionychidae. The record is from RefSeq and is a predicted model, not a curated record.
GGGGUAGUGUAGACAUACCCUGCUAUCUCUUUCAUGUUUCAGGUGGAAGAUAUCCCAGGAAGCAUUUGUGAAGAGUUUUGACCCAAGUGUCCUUCCAAAUGUAACUCAUAUACUCUUUGAAAUGAAUUGGAACAAUCGCAGAAGGUCCUGGCAAAGAUGGGUGUGUAGUGACGGCAGUGAGCAUGCUGAAGUACACUUCCUGGAGUAUGUUUUAAGAAAGUUAAGAUAUAAUUCUUCUGUUCACUGCUCAAUCACCUGUUACAUGUCCUGGAGUCCCUGUGGGGAGUGCUGUCAGUAUAUCAUGGAUUUUCUGCAGAGAAUGCCUUAUGUUAAUCUAGACAUUUACGUAGCACGACUCUACUGGCACAAAGAGGAAAACAAUCGUAAUGGUCUGUGGAACUUGAAUAUGGAAGUGCCCAUCUGGAUCAUGGACCUCCAAGCUUAUAACUACUGCUGGAGUAUGUUUGUUUGGGAUGAGGACAAGGAUGAAGAGGAUUAUUAUCCCAGGCACUUUGCUCCCUGGAUUAUGCUGUAUUCCCUCGAGCUCCAGUCCAUCCUUCAGAACUUUCCAUCUUGCUUAGAGAUUUCAAUCAAGGCGGACAAACCUCCAAUUUUCAGCCUAUGUGUAGAAGAUGAAGAACAGAAAAGAGCACUCACAGCAGAAACCAACUGACAGGAAACAUCACCCACAUUAAAACUGUAGAAUUGGGGGAGGGGAAGAGGGUGCAGCCAGAGUGGGUACAACAGAGUGUCCCUGUGCCACUGCUCUGCUAACACAGCAUGUUUUCUCAUGCAUGAGCUGACAGAACAUUAGUAUGUGUAAUCAUUGUAAUUUGAUUUAGUUACGCGUAGCCACUUCCUUCCUAUUGCCUCAGCUUCUAGCUUUUUGAAAGUGUAUUAUGUUUAAAUGCUUAAUGUUGUCCAGUGACUGGUCAUGUUAACUCCUGUGACCCAGUGUACGGGUUCACACAACUUGUUUAUUCUGCAGCCAGUUCUCUUUCACCAAAUGAACAUCUUUUGUACUAUA